GCGUUGCAAAUGCCUUAUCCAUUCCAUUAAAUAAUGAUCUCUUCCCAAUUGGAAUGCAGACUGCUGAUGAAAUGGUACUUAAUAAAUUUAAAAAUUAGACGUUUUUUGUUUAGAUUGACGCUAACUUUGGACAAAAACCAUUUUUAUUUGAUAUGCGUUCAGAACUAAAAAUGGCUGAAAAAGCAACCAUGGAUAAUAUUAAUGCUAUAGAAUUACCUGCAGAAAAAGUUUUGUGGAUGAACAGUCUUGUUUCAAAUUGGAUGGCUCAUGAAGGCUAUUCUCGCGCCUUAGACGCUUUAAAUCGUGCAACAGGAGGUGGAACUAGAGGAGAACUUUCACAACAAUUAGCUAAAAGCGAUUCUCAAGGUUCAACAAUAACUUUUGAUUCCAAAGAUUCUCAAUCACCAACAGUUGCAGCAGAAAAAGUAGCCGAAGUUGUAAUGAAUUCAAUGAUUGGAUUAUUGGGUGGAAAUGGUGGUGAAAAUUCUUCCUCGCAACCACAAGGAGGAGGAGGAGGGAAUGUUAGACGUUCAGUGGUCCGUUCAGUUCAGGAGGCUCUUUAUGAAGAAAUGGAACAACGAAGAAUUCUUGUUCGUAUGGUUAAAAAGGGACAAUUGGCUGAUGCUAUUGAUAAAAUUGAGCAAUUAUUUCCUUCUUUGUUUGAAACAAAUCGACAACUUGCAUUAUUAAUAAAAACACAGCAUUUUAUUGAAAUGUAUAAAGAAAUUACUAAAGUAGGGUUUUUUUAAUUUUCACUAGAACAUCUUUUUGAUUAGAAAAGUUGGGCCUUUUUCGGGUUAGACAAGUUUGGGAAUAGAAUAAAUUGAGGAAUUAUCGGAUUGCGUUUUAGAAUAUUUUACGGAUCGGAUUUUAAUUUGGGAAAAGUCCGGGGUUUCGGCUACCUUUUGUGACAUUCCUGGGAUGGGGUCGGGGUUUUAGAAUUAUAAAAGUUGGGGUUAGGCAGGGUCAGGGUAUAAAUUGAAGUUGGCCCUCAACGAGGGGGGGGGGACGGGGAAUUUUCAAAAGAAUCUCUCGAAUUUUCUCGAUUUUCGGAGACGAGGGCCAACCCUGGCCUAAAUCAGGGAUUGGAUCUUUUCCGCUUCCACUUUUAUUUUCUUCCACCUUCCUGCUUUUUAAGAUGUGACAGGGCCCUUGUUCAUC
Messenger RNA from Meloidogyne enterolobii, 1161 nucleotides. Lineage: Eukaryota; Metazoa; Nematoda; Chromadorea; Rhabditida; Meloidogynidae. The record is from the annotation of a GenBank genome assembly.